AUGGCGCCUGUGAGAGCCGCCGGCACCGUUGUCAUCGCGCUCUCCAUAGGUGCCAUACUCUCUUACUUCCUCCGUAGCCGCUCAAAAUCUUCUUCUACAAAGACUUCGAAUCGUCAAAAUUCUAGAAAUGGACUGGUUGCCGCCAUUGGCAAUACCCCUCUUAUUAGAAUCAAUAGCCUCUCCGAUGCCACUGGCUGUGAAAUUCUUGGGAAGGCAGAGUUUUUAAACCCAGGAGGAAGUGUAAAAGAUAGGGUGGCAGUGAAAAUAAUUGAAGAGGCCUUGGAAUCGGAAUCUCUAGCUCCAGGCGGUGUUGUUACCGAGGGAAGUGCUGGAAGCACAGCUAUCAGUCUUGCAACAGUUGCACCGGCUUAUGGAUGCAAAUGUCAUGUUGUUAUUCCAGAUGAUGUUGCUAUUGAGAAGUCCCAAAUACUGGAAGCUCUUGGUGCUACGGUUGAAAGAGUUAGACCGGUUUCAAUCACACAUAGAGACCACUAUGUCAAUGUUGCACGGAGAAGAGCACUGGAAGCAAAUGAAAUAGCAUCAAAGCACCAAAAUAAUACCAAAGAUGGCAGUCAAAUUAAUGGCUACACAUCGGACAAGGAAACUCAAAGUAUCUUGUAUGAAUGCAAGGGUGGUUUUUUUGCAGAUCAAUUUGAGAACCUCGCAAAUUUUAGGGCUCACUAUGAAGGUACCGGACCUGAGAUCUGGGAACAGGUCAGAGGCAACUUAGAUGCAUUUGUAGCAGCUGCUGGCACGGGUGGUACAGUGUCUGGCAUUUCUAAGUUUCUGAAGGAAAAGAACUCAAGUAUCAAAUGCUUUCUCAUUGACCCUCCUGGUUCUGGUUUGUUCAACAAGGUAACCAGAGGAGUCAUGUACACGAGAGAAGAGGCUGAAGGACAGAGGUUGAAGAACCCAUUUGAUACUAUAACAGAAGGAAUUGGGAUCAACAGAUUGACUGAAAAUUUUAAGUUGGCAGAACUUGAUGGGGCUUUCCGAGGCACAGAUAUAGAAGCUGUUGAAAUGUCUAGGUAUUUAUUGAAGAAUGAUGGCCUUUUUCUCGGGAGUUCUUCGGCCAUGAACUGUGUUGGAGCUGUCCGAGUGGCACAAGCGCUGGGCCCUGGUCACACUAUAGUUACAAUUCUAUGCGACAAUGGGAUGAGGCACCUUACUAAGUUUUACAAUGCUCAGUAUUUGUCUCGAUAUGGCUUGACACCUUCAGCUACCGGAUUAGAGUUUCUUGGUCUCCACUGA
Fraxinus pennsylvanica is the source of this 1251-nucleotide messenger RNA. Lineage: Eukaryota; Viridiplantae; Streptophyta; Magnoliopsida; Lamiales; Oleaceae. The record is from the annotation of a GenBank genome assembly.